Molecule: messenger RNA, 891 nt
Organism: Zophobas morio
Lineage: Eukaryota; Metazoa; Arthropoda; Insecta; Coleoptera; Tenebrionidae
Product: farnesol dehydrogenase-like
Exons: 4
Coding region: 66-833 (255 amino acids)
Molecular function (GO): oxidoreductase activity
Source: RefSeq, a predicted model, not a curated record
AUAAAUUACAGACUUAUCGGCAUCCAGUGUCUACGAAAUCUCACAGCCGCGAACACGUGCUCAAAAUGGUUCUAUCAAUGGAGAGAUGGGUGGGUAAAGUUGCCAUAGUAACGGGUGCUAGUUCCGGAAUUGGUGCCUCUAUUGCCGACACCCUGGUCGAACAUGGUCUAAUUGUAGUAGGCGUAGCACGUCGUUCUGAAAUAGUUGAAGAAAGAGCAAAAAAGUUAACAAGCAAGAAAGGAAAACUCCACGCAGUCAAAGCAGACUUUACAAAAGAAGACGAAAUUUUAGGAAUUUUUGAAUGGACUACAAAAAAUCUAGGACCCGUCCACAUUCUUAUUAAUAACGCUGGGAAAGCAUCAUUUACAAACUUGACAGAAGGCCCAACUGAAGAAUGGAGAAAAAUUUGGGAUCUGAAUGUAAUGGGAUUAUGCAUUGCCACUCGAGAAGCUGUGAAAAUUAUGAAAGAAAAUAAAAUAAAUGGACAUAUUGUGCACAUUAAUAGUGUCUUAGGUCAUAAAGUUAUACAUUUGUCAACUUUGAACGUUUACCCGGCGUCCAAAUAUGCUGUUACGGCAUUGACGGAGACGCUGAGGCAAGAAUUCAACCAUUUGGGUCUUAAAAUCAAAGUUACGAGUGUCAGUCCUGGUUUAGUAGAAAGUGAAAUGACGACGGGCAAUAAAGAUCUUCCUGAAGACAGAAAAGCUGCUUUAAAGAAGACUCAGGCAUUAAAACCUCAAGAUAUUGCCGAUGGAGUUGUCUAUGCAUUGUCGACUCCAGAACAUGUACAGGUUCACGAACUCACUAUUAAACCCGUUGGUGAAACAUUUUGAAGAAGUUUGGUUAUAAAUAUUUUUCUUUCAAAUAAAAAUAAAACACUUUUUUUACUUU